AUGAUGCCAUGGCUUAAUCAAGUAAUACAAACCCGGCUUGCCGAAGCGUUCUGUUAUACGUCCAGUACAAAUAAGUAGAAGAGAUAUCGCUUCAAUUCUCAACAUAUUGAACAGCUCACAUCGCACCAAAUACACUCUAAACAUGGCGCAAACCAAUCUACCAAGUUACUACGCUCGGGGCCACUCCGAUUACACCAUCGCAACGCAUCUAAGACGCAGGGCUGAGUCAGAUGCCGCCUUCCUCUUGCCUUACAUCAAGCCGACGGACCAUAUUCUUGAUGUUGGCUGCGGGCCUGGUACCAUCACUACAAGCUUUGCUAAAUAUGCUAGCGAGGGCACGAUAGUCGGCAUCGAUAUCUCGAAGGACGUGCUGCAAAAGGCAAAGACCUUGGCAGCCGAAGCAAAUAUUCCCACCCAGGGACCCGGCUCUGUUGUCUUUGAAGAGGGCAAUGCUGUAGAUGGACUCGCCUAUCCCGAUAACACAUUCGAUAUUGUCUUUGCCUCUCAGGUCAUCGGGCAUAUGCCAGCGCCAGACACUCCCCUCCAGGCGUUGACUGAGAUGCGGCGCGUCCUGAAGCCUGGCGGUAUCUUGGCCACGCGCGAUGGCAUGAACCACCACUUUUAUCCGCAGAGCCUCAAUCUCGAUCAGCUCUGGGGAGCAAACCAAUUUCGGGCAUCACGAAAGGGUGUUCCUGAAACAGAUUCAACAGCAGCAAUGAUGCCGAACCUCCUUCGCAAAGCCGGUUUCGACACUGACGGCGGCAAAGUCCGUGUUGGCGCUGGAGUUUCAGUGCACUCGGAAGCAGAAACACGCAAAAGGAUGCUCUGGCGCGCUAAAGGCCAGCUGCAAAAGGGGGAUCCAUUCUAUCAGAGCUGGGUGGAUGCAGGAAUCAGUGAAGACGAGAUUCAGCAGACCCUGGAUGCCGUGGAAAAGUGGUCCGAGGCUGAAGAUGCCUGGCUUGUUAUUCUGCAGAGCGAGAUGCUCGCAUGGAAGAAGGAAUGUGAACACGGUUCGUAGAAUUAGACUAAAAUGAAGCAAUAAGUUAAGUCAUCUAAAGGCUUGAUUAUAUUUCCUCACACCGUUUUAGGGAUUUAGAGAUCAGG
Messenger RNA from Trichoderma asperellum CBS 433.97, 1104 nucleotides. RefSeq lists its product as uncharacterized. Gene Ontology annotation, molecular function: methyltransferase activity. NCBI's taxonomy places the organism in Eukaryota, Fungi, Ascomycota, Sordariomycetes, Hypocreales, Hypocreaceae. The record is from RefSeq and is a predicted model, not a curated record.